Messenger RNA from Dissoconium aciculare CBS 342.82, 2234 nucleotides. RefSeq names its product IF4E-domain-containing protein. NCBI's taxonomy places the organism in Eukaryota, Fungi, Ascomycota, Dothideomycetes, Mycosphaerellales, Dissoconiaceae. Gene Ontology annotation, biological process: translational initiation. Gene Ontology annotation, molecular function: translation initiation factor activity; RNA 7-methylguanosine cap binding. The transcript has 4 exons. Bases 245 to 2032 code for a protein of 595 amino acids. The record is from RefSeq and is a predicted model, not a curated record. Gene Ontology annotation, cellular component: cytoplasm; eukaryotic translation initiation factor 4F complex.
AACGAGUUUCUGAAUGAUCUGGUUCUCUUUGCCCUUCAUAUUUAUUUAUUUGGUUUAAAAUAAAAAUAAAGAUUAUGUGAUCAAUCGCUUUGUUACCGCAGCAGUCAGUCAGUCGAUACAGUCAAUACAGUCCAGUCCAGUCGAGUAUUUCGUGGGCCUCAGGUUGGAUCGAAGAGUACCUAGGAAGCGCCAGGGCUUGUCGUGUGCCUGCCUGAGUUGAGUUGGACCUGGGAGGGAGCGAGAGAUGCGUGCGGAAUGGAUGGGACAGGACGGUGCGAAGUCAUCCAUCUCUACUGUACUCGCCUACUGUGGUACUGGAGCGGAUCUAGCAAGGACAAGAAGGUUGUUGUUAUGGGAGAGGAGAGAGGUGGUGCUGGUGGUGGUCUUGUCUCGUCUUGUCUCGUCUCGUCUUGUCUUGGGCGGUCUUUCACAACAGAGCACACCACAGCACAACACAGCACUACCACUUACUGCUGCUGCCGCCAUGCUACUGUACUGUACUGCUGCUUCUCCAUACAUCACCUGGGCAACAUACCAUACCCUGGAACAGCAUCACCGUCCCAUCCCAUCUCCAUCUACUUCCUCCACUCACUCCUCAACUAUACCGACAUUUGUUGGCUUCCAUUUCCAAUCCAAUCAAUACACCCACGCUUCACCCCAUUCUCAUCGCCUCCAUUCUAUCGACCAUACAGUAUACAACACCUUUCGCCGCCCCACACUCGAAUUCUCGCACACUCCGCAUUCAUCGUCCAUCCGCCAGCUCGGAUUUUCACCCCGUCAAGUGCGAAUCCCACUCCACCAAUCCGAGGCGAGCUUGCACCCACAGACAGCAGGCCCUCUCUCUCUCCACCUUGAUAAUCUCCUCCACCACACAUAUUCCUCCCCAAUGGACAAGAAGGAUAGCGACAACAGACCAUCUAGCAUUUGGACUCGACGAUCUACGGAGCACGCGACCAGAAGCAGCAAGCUCAACCUCUCCACCAACAACACCUCAUCCACCGACCUGUCCGAUGUCUCAUCCGCCAAACGGUUCGGCGGCGGCGGCGUGAGCAAACCGGCGACCUACAGCUCGUUGGCGUCGCCCUCCACCCUCGCCGUCGCCUCGCCCACCGGCAAAGGCGGAUCCUCCCCGUUUGGCCUCGGAAACGGAGCCUUCGGAUUCUCUAGCGCGACCAAGACUGCAAAGGCACCCGGUGGAGGUUCGGAAAAGGCGGGCGGCGAUAAGAAGGACUCUUCGGACGAUGCCAGCAGCAGAGGGAGCGGGGACAAGCGGGUGACGGGCAACAAACCUCCCCCGUCGACCCGACAGAGCGCCGCGCCCGCCGCCGCCGCCGCCGCCGCCGGAUCAGAGAACAUGGCUGGCAUCGGCGGCCGCGAUCCCUCACAACCCUGGCCGCUCCGGCAUCCCUGGAUCAUCUACUACCGCCCGCCCACCAGCAAGAACAGCGACUACGAGAAAUCCAUCCGCCCGCUCUGCCGGAUAACCACGGCCCAGGAGUUCUGGAAGGUCUACAGCCACCUCCGCCGGCCCAGCGACCUCCCGACCGUCAGCGACUACCACUUCUUCAAGGAGGGCAUCCGGCCGGUGUGGGAGGACGAGGAGAACCGGCGCGGCGGGAAGUGGACGAUGCGGGUGAAGAAGGGCGUGGCGGACCGCUACUGGGAGGGCCUGCUCCUGGCCAUGGUCGGCGACCAGUUCGUCGAGGCGAGCGACGAGGUCUGCGGCGCCGUCGUCAGCGUGCGCUCGGGCGAGGACGUCUUCUCGCUCUGGACCCGGAACGACGGCGGCCGCAACGUCAAGAUCCGCGAGACCGUCAAGCGCGAGCUCCACCUCCCCGCCGACACCCUCCUGCUCUGGCGCAGCCACGACGAGAGCAUCGUUCAGAAGCAGGAGGUCGACCGCGCGCGGCUGGAGAAGGUCAGCGCCGCCGCCGCCGCGGGCGGUGGUGGUGGAUCCGGGACCGGCGCGGGCGCGGACAGGAGGAGGAAUACGGUCAACAACAAAGGCGACGGCGGCGGCGGGACGGCGUAAGGGGAGGAAAAAAAGGGGGGGAAGGCUGGGUGGAUGGACGAAUGGAUGGAUAGAAGGGGGAGGAGAGAAAAUUCGUCUGCGGUAAAAGCAACCCUUUUCUUUUCUUUGGCUUCUUUGGCUUCUCUUUGGCUCUUCUCUGGCUCUUCUCUGGCUUCCUGCGCUGUUUGUUCUUUUAUGUCCUCUCUCUCUCCCCACCUACCUA